CGAGGAGGGGCGCUGGUGCGAGAUGUGCUCCCAGGAGUCUGCCGCGGAAGUGGGAAACCUGUAGGCUAUAGUCCAGCUGUGCCGCGCCGAGGCGAGCAGGAGCUGGGAACAGAUAUUCACUUUGGAUCAUUUCUGAGGCUGAAUUCAGGACAAUCCCAAGGCAUAGAAGCAGCAUUGACUCGGGCCAGCCGAAUUUGGAAGAUGUAAAUUCCCAGCUCAUAGCACAGAAUGCUUCAUUUGAAAGUGUUGCUAUGUAGAAAGCCAGCUUUGCAGUCAUCGAACCUGUUCUCCCCAGAAGGUUGGCUGAAGGAUGGGAGCGGGUGUGCCUGUCUCUGAGGUCACAGCUUGAAGUCCUUUGAAAGUGCCUUCUGCUGCAGGAGCGAGACGUGCUGUGGUCUAACCCUCUCGUUGCAUUUUUUCAAACGGACUAUUUACCGGAGAUAUUAUACUCAGAACAGCAGAUAAUUCAACAUAUGAGGUGUUUCAUAUCAUCCAACAGCCAUAAAGUAAAGCUUAUUUCUCCCUUUAAAACAAUUGAACUGAGUGGCUUCUAAACAGAAGAUGAAAAUGUGGUUGCUGGUCAGUCAUUUUGUGAUUGUAUUAUUCACAAGCUGCCUAGGAGAGUUUACCUGGCACAGAAGAUUUGGUCAUGGGGUUUCUGAAGAAGACAAAGGAUUUGGACCAAUUUUUGAAGAGCAACCAAUCAAUACCAUUUAUCCGGAAGAAUCACUAGAAGGGAAAGUUUCACUGAACUGCAGGGCACGAGCCAGCCCUUUCCCAGUUUACAAAUGGAGAAUGAAUAAUGGGGACGUUGAUCUAACAAGUGAUCGAUACAGUAUGGUGGGAGGAAACCUUGUUAUCAACAAUCCUGACAAGCAGAAGGAUGCUGGCAUAUACUACUGUUUGGCAUCAAAUAACUAUGGGAUGGUCAGAAGUACUGAGGCAACACUGAGCUUUGGAUAUCUUGAUCCUUUUCCCCCUGAGGAGCGUCCUGAAGUCAGAGUGAAAGAAGGGAAAGGAAUGGUGUUGCUCUGUGACCCUCCUUAUCACUUUCCAGAUGAUCUCAGCUACCGCUGGCUUCUAAAUGAAUUUCCUGUGUUCAUCACAAUGGAUAAACGAAGAUUUGUGUCUCAGACGAAUGGAAAUCUCUAUAUUGCAAAUGUUGAGGCUUCUGACAAAGGCAAUUAUUCCUGCUUUGUAUCCAGUCCUUCUAUUACAAAGAGUGUAUUCAGCAAAUUCAUCCCACUCAUUCCGAUUCCCGAACGAACAACAAAACCAUACCCGGCUGAUAUUGUAGUUCAAUUUAAGGACAUAUAUGCACUGAUGGGCCAGAAUGUGACUCUAGAGUGUUUUGCACUUGGGAAUCCUGUUCCUGACAUCCGAUGGCGGAAAGUCCUAGAACCAAUGCCAAGCACUGCUGAGAUCAGUACCUCUGGAGCUGUUCUCAAGAUCUUCAAUAUCCAGCUAGAAGAUGAAGGUCUAUAUGAGUGUGAGGCUGAAAACAUUCGAGGAAAGGACAAACACCAGGCAAGAAUUUAUGUUCAAGCAUUUCCUGAGUGGGUAGAACAUAUCAAUGACACAGAGGUGGACAUUGGCAGUGACCUCUACUGGCCUUGCGUGGCCACAGGGAAGCCAAUACCUACAAUUAGAUGGCUGAAAAAUGGAUAUGCGUAUCACAAAGGGGAACUGAGACUGUACGAUGUGACCUUUGAGAAUGCUGGGAUGUAUCAAUGCAUAGCAGAGAACACAUAUGGAGCCAUUUAUGCAAAUGCGGAGUUAAAAAUCUUGGCUUUGGCUCCAACAUUUGAAAUGAAUCCUAUGAAGAAAAAGAUCCUGGCUGCUAAAGGAGGCAGGGUUAUAAUUGAGUGUAAACCGAAAGCUGCACCCAAACCAAAGUUUUCAUGGAGUAAGGGAACAGAGUGGCUUGUGAACAGUAGCAGAAUACUCAUUUGGGAAGAUGGUAGCUUGGAAAUCAAUAACAUUACAAGAAAUGAUGGAGGGAUUUAUACAUGCUUCGCAGAAAAUAAUAGAGGGAAAGCUAACAGCACUGGGACCCUUGUUAUCACAGAUCCCACGCGGAUCAUCUUGGCGCCCAUCAAUGCCGAUAUCACAGUUGGAGAAAAUGCUACCAUGCAGUGUGCUGCAUCCUUUGAUCCUGCCUUGGACCUCACGUUUAUUUGGUCUUUCAAUGGUUACGUGAUUGACUUCACCAAAGAGAAUAUUCACUACCAGAGGAAUUUUAUGUUGGAUGCCAACGGGGAACUACUCAUCCGAAACGCACAGCUUCGACAUGCAGGAAGAUACACUUGCACAGCCCAGACCAUUGUGGACAAUUCUUCAGCGUCUGCUGACCUUGUUGUGCGAGGUAAAAACAGAAAAGAUGGAGAGAAAAACUUGGUGGAUCCCUCUCUCCCCGUGUGUGCAAGCCUGCCUCCAACCUGGUGACCGUUGACACUCACCAUUUGUGUGAAAUCCUUCUUUAUUUUUGUAACAUAUUAUACUAGAUUUGACUAAUUAAUUCCAUUUCAUAGCUUCUGCAUUUUAUUCUGCCGCAGCCUAGCUCUUAGAGGAUGUUUUCCAUUUUGAAACUUCUAAACAUAUUUUUGGCCAGAAAGAGUUUUAAAAACAUAAUUAUACAGCUUCACUAAUCCCUGAAAACUAUGCCUAAUGAACUAACCCAGUGCAUCAUACAUAUACUGCCAAGUGAAAGUUCUGUAGUUUCCUGUCCUGUUUUGCUUUAAAAUUAUAUAUGGUAGAAUAUUAUUUGAAAAUUGUAUGGAGAACUCGUGAGUUAUAGCACAAUAGUAUUUUCACUGCUGCAUGAACUGUUUGAUUUAUUCAAGCAGGUAAUGAACAAUGUUGCUGUCAAAUAGGAUGUAAGCUAAAAGGUACAAUAUUCCAGCUGCCUUUGAAUCAUAGUGUAUUCAUAUUCCUUAGUGGAAAGGGGUGAAAUGUAACAGUAAACAGUGGAAGCCAGAUCUUGACCCUAAAGGUCUCUGAACAAUCCCUGGGAUUGGGAAAUGCACAUGGUCAGUAUGUGUACGGAAACACCAUGUCAGCGUGAGAAUUACCCGAAGAUUGGCGGAACCACUAACAAUACACAUUCACAUUAAAUUUGUUAACUCCUGCCAUCAGCCUUCUUGUCUUUGCAUUUGGAAAGAAGAUUGAAAGUUUUAUUGGAAUGAUUUUGGCAUAAGUGGGGGAUUAAAACUGAAAUGUGUGUAAUUCUGGGAUUGCUUAAGUUUCACUGUUUGAAAUUGCUUUCUUUUCUUUCUUAUGCUCAAAAUUCUUGUUCUUUCACAAGAAAUAAUUUUGUUCUUCUCAGAUGAUUUUAUAUUUAGAUAUGAGAUACUUCUCAUUUAGUAAUUCCAACAACUUCAUCUGUGGUUGGAAGAAUCCUCAGGAAGCCUUUGAGGGCUAUGAAUUUGAUUCUUAAAUCAUUACUUACACUAUUUUAUUUUAAAAAUAGUCAUUUUCAAGGAAUAAAUAUCGUUGUUUGAAGACAUUACGUAGUUCCAUCUUUUAUAUAUUUUAGUUUUAGUUUCAAUCCCUGAAAGAACUAACUUAGAAUUUAGGCAUGUAAUCCAGAUCAAUUUCUAGUUUAAUAAGAUAAUGGAAAUGAUCUUAUUGAGAAUUGAUGUUUUUAAGUAUCUGUAAACAUCACCAUGGAAACAUGUAUAUGAGUGAGUCAUCAUUACGGGCAUCUUCCUACAUAGUUCAUAUCUAAAAUUAAAUUACCAAGACCAGAUAGGAAUUUACAAGUUUGGAAAGGAAAAAAAAUAAAAAAUAAAACAUAAUUAUCAUAGUUGGUAACUGGGGAAGGGAUAACAUUCUUAUUUAAACUACAUCAGUAUCAAAUAAAAAAAUCCUGAUAUAUCUACCUAACAUUCACCUUGUUGUCAUUUUUCAUUAGGAGUUAAGUUCACUUUUAUUAAUGUCAGAGGUUAAGAAAACUACCAAACUCUUAUCACAUGGUAGAUAUGUUUAAUAUUUAGUUUUGUCUUAGCAUAGGUUCAAGAAUCAAUAUGAUCAAACAACACUGAUGUUUAUUUUAUAGAAUUAUUAUAGAGCAAUUGUUUUAACUAAUUUUCAAGGCAAGAUAAUACCUGUAACAUUAAAGGAACUUCAACUCCCUUAUCUGAGUAAAGAAAACACAUUGCUGAUAUUACUGAUAUUCUCUCUCAGCCACUUUCAUAUGAAAUUGUUUUAUUUGAAAAAGGAGCAUAGUUAGCUUUGAAAUAGUUUUCAUUUGUUACCAUGUUCAAACUUUUCAUUAGCAUUUAUCAUUUUGUAAAAGUGAUAAAUUGUAAAUGCUUGUAAAAGUAAGCAUUGAAGAGUAGGAGAUUUUAUGUAGUGCUUUGCUUUUAAUUACUGGAGCAUUAACUUUGGAAAAGAGAAUAACAGUGUCUUUCCUCCUUAAUGCAAAACAGGGUUCUAUAAGGUUUGUGAUUGAAGAGCAGGGUAUGUGAAGCUUGCCCGAAAAGACCAGUGGGCAGUGGUGGGUUCUUCCACUCUAGCUGUUUGGAAAUUUAGCUAUAAUGUUUAAAGGAAGACAAUAGCAUUGGGCUACUGCUCAGUAGCAUCACCAAUUUAAGUGAAGCCUGAAGUAUAUUCAUAGCUGCUGUAUGUUCCUCUGAAUCUUAGGGAGUUUGAAUUACAAAUUUCCUUUCCAAUUUAAUUUAUCAAAAAUGUCAAUGUUUUAUUGAUUGAGAAAAUAUGAUCAAUUUAUAAUGUGUGAAUAAUCACUUAAAAUAUAUUUUCCCACUACCUUUCCACAGAUGUUUGAACUGAUUUUCUUUGUAUGUUGCUGUAUUUUCAUUAUUUUACAUAAAUGAAACCCAAGUGGAAAUAAUAUAUAUCUUUCAUUCAUGCAAAGCUUUUUCUUCUAAAAAUAUUAACAAAACUUAUAAAAAAUUUUGGUGAUCAGGAAAAUGAGAUUUCACAAAUCUCAGGGUGAGGUGGUAAAUGCCCAUAUUCCGAACAAUAUGGAAGGCUGAGGCAGGAGGAUCACAAAUCCAGCCUGGACAAGUAACUGACUUAGCAAAAUCCUAUCUCGUGAAAAGAAUAAUUUAAAAUGGGUGUAGCUCAGUGCAAAGGUCCUGGGUCCAGCAUCUAGUUCUACAGGGAAGAAAAGUGGGAGAUGUAGUGAGUAUGAUUUAUAAAUGGGAGAUAUGCUAAUAUUCAUUAACAGAUAUAAUGUAGGUUUUAAAAGCUAUGAACAGUGUACACUGUUCUUUGUAAGACCUUUCCAGACCUACACAGUGGAACUGCAUGAUCUGAAUCUGUGCACAGACAUUUUCUCUCUUGAGGCCUCUAAUCCCAGAAAGCCCUGUGUCUUGUUCAGACUCUGCCUUCUGCCACUGCCACUCCUGAUAAUCUCUCUAUACUUAGCAUGUUUUCAUGAAGCACACAGAAUUGACUUCAUGAGCUCAGGAGUGUGUGCUCUACUAAAACAUUGAACUAUUUCUAUCAUCUGCUGAUAACUCAUGGUUUAAUACUAAAACAGUUCAAAACCAAGAAAAAUUUAAAGGAAAAAUACAAAUGUGACCAAUGAGAAUCUAUACUGAACCACAGUUGAUAGAGGAGGAUUAUAAUUCAAGACCUUUUUAGGUUUAAAAAAAUGGCAGAAACUGGUCUUAGCAAUUACUGUAGACUCCUUUUAGCUGAGUUUAAAGGCUCUACAGUGUAGAAAUAACACUACCAAGGACGUAGGUCCACUAUUUAUACUCUGUAGGGGAUGCCCUAUGCAACACUUUUAAUCAACUCUCUCUCAGAGGCCAUGUAAAACCAGAUAGAAAUAAUUAUUGUUGGAAAGCAGCAACUGUAAGAGAUAUGCAAUAAAUGUAGAAAAAGAGGAAUAGUUCAUGUGACAGCCUUUGCCUGGGCAAUACAAAAGACAGGCCAAAGAAAGGCAGCAAAAGGACACUGUGAGUUUGAAUAGGAAA
This is a messenger RNA of Cavia porcellus (domestic guinea pig), 5945 nucleotides long. RefSeq names its product contactin 1 (gene Cntn1). Lineage: Eukaryota; Metazoa; Chordata; Mammalia; Rodentia; Caviidae. The transcript has 18 exons. Gene Ontology annotation, cellular component: plasma membrane; axon. The record is from RefSeq and is a predicted model, not a curated record. Gene Ontology annotation, molecular function: cell-cell adhesion mediator activity. Gene Ontology annotation, biological process: axon guidance; cell-cell adhesion; brain development. Bases 562 to 2445 code for a protein of 627 amino acids.